This is a messenger RNA of Fimicolochytrium jonesii, 996 nucleotides long. RefSeq lists its product as uncharacterized. Bases 120 to 902 code for a protein of 260 amino acids. The transcript has 2 exons. Lineage: Eukaryota; Fungi; Chytridiomycota; Chytridiomycetes; Spizellomycetales; Powellomycetaceae. The record is from RefSeq and is a predicted model, not a curated record.
CUUGCGGCUGACUUACGUACUCAAUAAUGCCCGCAUGAAACGCGUUUCUCCCCCAAGAGAAGCCUCCCACCGUUCAUUCCCCUUUCCUCCCGUCAAUCUCACAUCCAUCUACGCACUCUAUGCAUGUAUGCAGGGAAUCGCAAUGUGGGUUAGGGUCCGGUAUAAAACGACUUGGUGGUGGCUACUCCCCCCCUUCACACUCACACACAUCUUCCAAAUCCACCCACAACGACGAUCAAAAAAUGCACAUCUCCUUCCUCGCAUCGCUUCUUUUUGCUACUUCCGCACUCGCGGCUCCCGCUACUCUAUGCGGUGCUGGUCUGACACCUUGCGGCCCAGACUGCUUCAAACCAUCGGAAGGACUGUACCACUGCGUCAACAACAGGAUUCAACAAGGGCCUGGCGCCAAUAAUGCACCAGCACCUCCGGCAAGUGCACCUCCUGCUGCCCCAGCGCCGGCCCCGCAAGCUCCUCCUCCCGCGACUGGCGGGGCGCCCUCAUCUCUCAUUCCCGCAACAAACGUCGUUCCCGGCAACCCUGCAUGCCAGGGUGACUCCGUCGGCCCAGUCAACGGCGUCCGAAUCCCCUGUCGAUGCCCAGUCACAGACGCCCAACUCUCCGCCGCCGUCUUCCAACAAAACCCCAAUCUCCCCACCGGCCCCGACCUCGACUCGACCCUCAUCCGGUUCCAGCAGACCCUCGCCACCCUGCAGACGUUCAAAUGUCCCGCGGCUAGUACCCAGAUCAAGGGCAAAUUGGACAAGCUGGGCGCGUUGAAGGCGAGCGGGAGGGCGGUCUCGGUUGAGGAGGUGAAUGCGGCUAUCGCCAUCACGACGGGCGUGUUCAGACCGGUUCUGGUUGGGGCGGCUGGGCCGGGGUUUGAGGGGCAGCCGAGGCAGUAGGUUGUCAUAGUUGUCAUAAUUGUAGAUAUUGUACAUAUCAUAUAUAGCUGGGAAUUUCUGCAAGUGGAAUAAACUGAAUCUUGGGUACUCUUAC